Molecule: messenger RNA, 4248 nt
Organism: Laetiporus sulphureus 93-53
Lineage: Eukaryota; Fungi; Basidiomycota; Agaricomycetes; Polyporales; Laetiporaceae
Product: Nrap protein
Exons: 10
Coding region: 53-3919 (1288 amino acids)
Biological process (GO): tRNA export from nucleus; rRNA processing
Cellular component (GO): CURI complex; UTP-C complex; small-subunit processome
Source: RefSeq, a predicted model, not a curated record
UCGGCAUCAAGUUUUGCUUCAGCAGCUCUUGCGUUUAUAUACCCUUGCUCCCAUGGCAUCAGACCUCAAAAGAAAGCGCGCUGCGCGCACUGAGACACAUGGAGGAAAGCGUAGGAAUGUCAGUGCAGAGCGAGGGGAACACUCGGCAUUCAGCGACGCAAAAAAUCUCGCCGAUACUCAUCUCGAUGGUUCUAAAGAUGAAGAACCGGAAAAUACAGAGCCUGAAUCUGGUUCAGAUGAGGAAAACGAGUGGGCAGGAAUGGACAGUGAGAGCGACGAAGGCCCGCCAGCCCAUAAUGCGAAUGGCAGAGUGGGUCGUUCUGGGAUGCCACCAAAGCAGGUACCAAAGGGGGAGGAGCUAAGAGACAUCAGCGACGCUGCGAGCUUGUAUAGGUCGACAUCAUUCAAGUUGCAGAUAGACGCCCUCUUGCCGAACGUCCGACCAAAAUAUGGAAAAUCAUCAUCGCUUGACCACUUCCUACUCUCUCUUUACACGUUCCUCAAUAGUCUUCCCUCCAAACCGCUCCAACAUCCUCUUGCGGCUUCCCGCCACCUUCUCAAAAGGAGCAUAGCAGUAGCUUAUCCUCUGCCCGUUCCAACAGAGGAGACCAACUGGACAGUAGCCUUCGAGAAGCCGAGCGAGAUACUGCUAGUCGGUAGCUGGGCAUUGAAGACGAGUGUGAAGGCGAAGGAUGGACAUAGAUAUGGAGUUGAUGUGGCUGUCGCAAUGCCUGACUCCCUGUUCCAAGAGAAAGACUAUAUGCAUAGCAGGUUUUUCCACAAACGUGCGUACUAUCUAGCUGUGAUUGCUGCAGCCAUCGCAAGUAAGAAGAGCCCAUUCGACAUGGAACUAUCAUACGAGUCUACGUUCGGCGACCCCCGCCUCACCAACCUCAUCAUCAGACCAAAGCACGACGGCUCUCAAAACGACUUCUCCAAUCUCAACGCCGAGGUCCACAUCAUCCCUGUGCUCUCUCCUACUUCCCCCAUCCCGCUGCAUCGCCUUUCUCCCUCGCGUUCAAACAUACGCACGUCCGAUGAUGCUUCUAAGGAUGCGCCUUCACCGCUCUACAAUUCCUCGCUCCUGCAGUGCAUGGCGUACAAAAGCCACUUUCUCUCCAUGCAUGCAGUGAAAGAGGCGGUGCCCGCGUUCAACGACGCGCUAGCGCUGCUACGGGUGUGGGCGAACCAGCGCGGGUACGGGGUGGGAAACAGGCUGUGCGUGAGGGGAUUUGAGGGAAGGGGGGAUUGGUGGGCGUCUUUGUUGGAGAUGCUGGUCAACGGGGAGGAGCCGCUCGCUUCAUCAUUUAGCAAGGCAUCGGCGAAGCGGAAGGCGUUCGGAAAAGGCUUGAGCUCAUAUCAGCUCUUCAAAGCUGCGCUGGACUUUCUUGCAAAGCAUGAUUUUUCGAAGGAACGGGUAUUCGUAAAGACAAAAGACGGUCAUCGAUUCUCGCCUGAUGACUACCGAUCACAUGAAGCCGUCUUCGUCGACUCCACCUCGAUGCGAAACCUGCUCGCAGCCGUCCCGCUCGGUUCGCUGGCCAUGCUCCGAUACGAUGCUCAGCAAACAUUACAGCUGCUGGACAACUCUCCUAUCACAGAAGAUCCUUUUGUAGCUGUGUUGCUCAAGGAGCUGCGGGACGUCUCUUCACGCUUUGACGUUGUUGCUCGAGUGGAUCUUACUUCUGCUAAGCUACGUAAGGUCUCCCAGCAGGCUAUUCUUGAGCACGGAUCAGCCUACAAUGCUCUUCUUGCCGAGCUUGUAUCCUAUCUGCAACAAGGUCUUGGAAACCGCGCGAAAGCUAUCGUCGUGCUCCAUCCGACAUCUCAACACCGAAAGACCUCCCAAGCACACCCCUCUAAUCCUUCUAUCAUCUACAUCGGAUUGAUCCUGGACAUCGAGCAUGCCUUCCGGCUGGUCGACCACGGCCCGCCAGCCGCAGAGCAAGAGAGUGAGGCAGCACAACAAUUCCGCGACUUGUGGGGCGAGAAGGCGGAGUUGCGUCGGUUCAAGGAUGGCAGCAUCGUUGAGAGUGUUGUCUGGAUGGUCACCAACCCGGACGAGCGCGCGCAUAUUCCUGCCAUGAUCAUGCGGCACAUUUUAAAGCGGCAUUGUGGCAUCGACGAGACUGCGGUACAGACGUGGCAGGCGUCGUUUGAUGGAGUGUUGCGCCUGCCUGAGUCCAUCGCGGCGAAAUUCCGAGCCAACAACGGGCCGAUAGGUUUCAAGGCUGCCAUGACAGCGUUCGACCAGCUCGUCCGCACUAUGAAGGCGCUCGAGGGGCAGAUUCCACUAAGCAUUCUAACCGUCAGUCCUGUUACAGAUACAUUGCGCUACACGAGCACGCUAAAUCCCGUCGCCAUCUCCGCAUCGCUUGCCGCCGCGUUGCCACCCUGUGCGCGGUACAUCGCCCCGAUGGAGGUCGUGAUUGAGUUCGAGCGGUCCGGCCGCUGGCCCGACGAUCUGCGUGCAAUCCAGAAGAUCAAGCUGGCCUUCUUCGAGGCGCUCGCAACCGCGCUCAUGGCUGCUCACAAAGGGCUUCGUGCGACUGUCGUCCUCAGCGACGGUACGCCCGCCUCCGAGAUACAGGACCAGGCGUUCCUCGAGAUCGUCACUGUGGACGGCUGGGCGUUUCGCGCACGCAUUCGGCACGACCGCGAGGCAACGCUGUUGCAGCGCCUGAUCGAGGGCGAGCGCUCGCAUAUCCCGAAGCACCUGCAGAAGGACGAGGACAUUGACCCGAAGGCGCGACAGGAAGCGCUCGCUGCGCUUGAAGUGUACCGCCGGCGGUUCGUGCACGGCCCGCGGCAUCAUCGCGCAGUCGCAGCGAUGUGCCACCGCUUCACAGCGUUUGCGGGGACUGUGCGGCUCGUGAAGCGGUGGCUGGGCUCACACUGGCUCCUGAAGGGGCACGUCAGCGGGGAAGCUGCGGAGCUGCUGUGCGCACAUGUAUUCUUUCGGUGUGGUACGGUAGGCGUGCCGGGGACGAAGGAGCGCGGGUUCGCGCGCGUGGUGGAGUGGCUGAAAGAUUGGGACUGGAGUGCGGGCGUGUAUGUGCCCGUGUAUGGUGCGGCGGAGGACGUGGCGGUGCUGGGAGAGGAAGAGAAGGCGCAGGUGACGGUGACGGCGGAUGCGAGGGUGGGCGUGUGGGCGGUGGCGACGGAGCUGGAUCCUGAUGGGCACGUGUGGACGAGGGCGGGCCCUGACGCUGUCGUCGCGCGUCGUGUGCGUGCGCUCGCGCAGGCGACAUGGGAGUGCCUGCAAGGGAUUGAACGCGACGUGUUUGACGUGUUGGUGUGUGGACCUUUUUUUUCUCCGCUGCCUUUGCAGCAAGUGCUAAGAUUCCUUCUCUCGCAGACUCUCUUUGCGCACCCGACGGAACACUACGACUUUCUCAUCGAGUUCGAUCCAACCGUGCUCCCCCGCUAUGCACAGAACGUCCGUGCGGAUCCUGCCGUAUGGGAGACUAAGGGGAAGUACGCCAACGCGAAGGCCAUACCGGCCUCUUCCUCUUCCGCUGUGCUGCCAGGGUUCGACCCCGUACAGGCGCUUUCUGAUGACCUCCAGCGCGUGUAUAAGGACACAUUCGUCCUGUUCUACGAUCCUCUUGGUGGAGACAAAUUAGGCGGUGUAUGGGAUCCGAGGUUGAAUGCGCCGCGGUCCUUCCGUGUGCUGGGCGGGUUCUCGAGCAUGCCAGCGUACGCGGUGAGCACUUUUCCCCAUGCAUUCCCUUUGAAGUCUCUGUCUUUCUUUUCGCUGAUAACCGAUUUGCAGGAUGCAGACAAGGUGCAGUCCAAGUCGAAAGCGAAGGAGAAGGAAAAAGACAAGUCGCUCGUCGCGUUAAAUGAAGUCGCGGUGCUGAGCGAGGUAGAGCGGAUGGGCGCGGGAAUGAUCACAAGGAUCGUGCGACACAUCUAGCAUGCCUUCCUCUGCACAGGUGUUCAUGCCCGCGUGUGCCCCACAUGCAUAUAUGCGCGGUUUCUCCUGAAAUUAUUUCUUAACUCAUCUUGAUGCUACCUUGGCUGUGGUGAUAACGGGAGGUAUACGUUGGUAAUCGUUUGCUUAUGCUAUGGCUACAUAAGGAGUAGAUAAGUUUCGCAAAUAGCAGAACGAUAUUCAUUGAAAUAGUGAUUUGUAUAAUGAUUCUCUUCGCGUAUUGGGAUGAGAACCAUGGCGCGCACUUACCUCUCCUCCAGUGACGUCCACACCUUCUUCGCAACGUCGUCCAUGACCUCUCUCCACUUCCU